GUUGUCAGUCAAGAGUCUCAAACCCGGCCAGCCUGUCAACGGACCAUUGAAGAUCUGAAUCGUGCACACCAUCACACGUUUUUUUCACAAUGGGGAAAUUCACAUUUCAACAUAUAUAUGAAUUUCCCUGGGAACUGGUAACGCAUACUCAUUUAACAAAAUAUCCAACUGAAAAGGAAAAAAACAUCGUUGGAGCUGAAGUUGUCGAAUCAAAAAAAGGACCAGGCAAUCACCUUUAUCUAAAGGUUAUUGUCACCUGCUUAAAUGUGCUCCCUAGUGUAUUUCGAAAGCUCAAAGUUCUUGAUGUCCCUAACAUUGUGUAUGAGGAAGAAUGCUGGAUUGAUACAAAUAGGAGAAUAGCACAACUUAAAAGUAAACCGUUAGGCUACCAGAAUUAUGCUGUGAUGACUGAGAGUUCUACAUUUUCACCAGCCUCAGAGAACCCAAAUUGGACCCUGUUUACACAAGAAGGAGUUAUUGAAAUGAUUGGUUUUGGAAGAAUGAGCUGGCUCAUUGAAGUGUUUGCAACCAAGUUCCUGACCAGAGGUGCUAAGCGUAAUGUUACAAUUAUGGAAGAAAUAAUGAGGGAGAGGCUGGCUGCAUUCAAACUAUUGGCGCAAUAAUACUCGCCGUUACGUCUCAGUGACAUGAGAUGUACUUUAAUUGGAGAUUAGUGAAUGAGUUGUGAAUUAAUUUCCUAGUCUUAGAAAUUUAGCUGGAAUGAAACAAUAGGUCCUGGGAGGCGUUGUUUGUUUUAUCUUCUUCCUGAGGCGUACCUGCAACUUUUCCAUGACUGGCCACGCGAGUCGUAGCCAUUUCAUUCGCAGAUGUUCUGUGGUAAAUCGUCUUUAGUUUAGCUGCCUACCGGUGUUUUCUUAACUUUGUUUAGUCUAAGUUUUUCCUCCUUUUUUUACAACUGUACGUUACGAAAGGUUGUAUCUGUUCCUCUUAAGCCAUUACUACUGCACUACUAAAACGAAACAAAAUAUCACGAAGAAAUUCUUAACUGAAAAAAAAAUAGUUUUCGAUACCUUCACCCAGAAAAAAAAUUGCUAGAUAAAUUCCAAAGUAUCAACGUUUAUUCCCAAAAAAGUUCAAAGAUCUAUCGUAGGUUUACUUUUGAAUUUCCUUGCUGCCCUUUCACUGGGCCUUAUGUUCAUGUGGUUACCAAACAAUGUAAAAGUCCAUUUGCUGACAUUGAACGUGAAUACACUGUCCCGCUUAGGUAUAA
Messenger RNA from Daphnia carinata, 1231 nucleotides. RefSeq names its product PRELI domain-containing protein 2-like. The record is from RefSeq and is a predicted model, not a curated record. Gene Ontology annotation, molecular function: phosphatidic acid transfer activity. The transcript is spliced from 4 exons. The coding region runs from base 90 to 623 and encodes 177 amino acids. Gene Ontology annotation, biological process: phospholipid transport. NCBI's taxonomy places the organism in Eukaryota, Metazoa, Arthropoda, Branchiopoda, Diplostraca, Daphniidae. Gene Ontology annotation, cellular component: mitochondrial intermembrane space.